Molecule: messenger RNA, 2416 nt
Organism: Aspergillus heteromorphus CBS 117.55
Lineage: Eukaryota; Fungi; Ascomycota; Eurotiomycetes; Eurotiales; Aspergillaceae
Product: RNA-binding snoRNP assembly protein NAF1
Exons: 1
Coding region: 29-2023 (664 amino acids)
Biological process (GO): pseudouridine synthesis; ribosome biogenesis; box H/ACA snoRNP assembly
Cellular component (GO): sno(s)RNA-containing ribonucleoprotein complex
Molecular function (GO): RNA binding
Source: RefSeq, a predicted model, not a curated record
CACGCCUUCCCUGCUGAACUGCCUCAUCAUGAGUGACCAACACCCCCCUGUUCAAUCCAUGGACUCGUCAGACGUCCCCAGCGACGCUCCCCCCGCGAAGAAACCCUGCAUGAUCGACACGCCACCCAUUGCCUUGACCCCGGCCGACGAUGGCAGCGAUUUCUACAACACCCCCCUGGCCGUCGGCAGUCCUGCAAGCGGCGGUGAUGUCAAGGAGCAGCUUGAUGCUGCUAUGAACGAUUCCGCCGUGCCGUCGCAUCCUCACCCUGCGAUCCCCGGAUUGAACCUGGUCAAUGACGACGAGCCUCACACAAUGAGCACCAGUGCUUCAGAAACCGCACCUGUGGACCAGAUUGCAGCAGGGGCUGUGCCGGAGAAGACGGAACAGACUGCAGAGGAGCCUGCGGGAGGCGCGGAAGCCAUGGAGGUUGAGCUGGCUGAGAAGCAAGAGACCCAAGAGUCGGUCGCAAACCCGACCGCGACCGAAGCCUCUGCACCGAGUGCCGCGGAGGACGCCCAGGAGGAGCAGGAAGACGAGCACCCCGAGUGGGAGGUCGACUCCUCUCCCUACGAAUCCUCUUCCGACGACUCUUCCACCGACUCUGAUGACUCCGACGACAGCGACGACGACUACCCCAUAUUGAGCGCCGAAGAACAAGCACGGAUCUUGAUGCAGGCGGAGCUGGGCGACGACGACGACGGCGAAGGCAAGGGCAAAUCAGGCGGCCAUAUCAGAACGGCGAACGAGAUCGACGACGAAGCUCCCCCCAUUCCCGAUAUCACCGUCACGCCCGAGAUGCGCAUUGUGCUGCUGGGCCACGUCGAGGCCAUCGUCGAGAACACCCUCCUGAUCACCGCAAACACCUCCGGAGAAUACCAAGUGCUCGAGUCAGGCUCCCUCUUGUGCCUGGAGAACCGCGCCAUUGCCGGUGUGAUCGCCGAGACCCUGGGACGAGUCGAGAACCCGCUGUAUGCCGUCCGCUACCCGACCGCCGAGGCCAUCACCGAGCGCGGUCUUUCCAAGGGCACCCAAGUCUACUACGUGCACGAGCACUCUACGUUCGUCUUCACCCAGCCCCUCAAGGGCAUGAAGGGAAGCGAUGCCUCCAACUUCCACGACGAGGAAAUCGCCGAGGACGAGGUCGAGUUCUCCGACGACGAGGCGGAGGCAGAGUACCGGCGUAAGCUGAAGCAGAAGCGCCAGGAGAAGAAGGACGCCCGGAACAACGACGGCAGUGCCCCAAGAGGCAAAAGAGGACCUCCGGGCCCGUCCAAACUCAACCAGAGCGAGCUCAACUACGACGACAACCCGGCGGAGGACGGCUACACCCCGUUGGCCCGCCCGAAGAACCUGCACGAGAUGAUGCGCACCCAGGAAGCCCCCGUUGAAGCCGACGGCGCCUCGGCCAGACACAACACCGGCUUCCGUGGUGGUAGAGGUCGCGGCCGAGGAUCCGAUCGUGGCCGGGGUGGCCAGGGCCGUGGUCGCGGCGGAGGCCCCGGAGGAAGAGAAUAUCACGAGCCGGCUUCGCACCAGCCCUACUACCAGCAGCACCAGGGACAGAGCUCUCAACCCCAGCCUCAACACCAACACCAACCUCAACACCCCUCCUACCCCCAGCAAGCGUACCAGCCCAACCAGCCUGGCUACGCCAUGCCCCAGCAGUUCCCCUUCGCAGCCUUCCAGCCGCAGCAGUCGCAGCAGCAGCCCCCGGCAUACGGACAGGGAGCCAUGCCCGCGCCGUUCAACUUCCAGAUGCCCUUUCAACAGCUCAACGCCUACCAUCAGAGCCCUCAAAACAUGCCCAUCAACCCGUUUCUCCUGGUCGCCCUCCAGCAGCAGCAGCAGCAGCAGCAGCAGCAGCAGCAACAGCAACAGCUACUUCAAGGCCAGCAAAUGCCCGGCCAGCAACAACAACCCCAACAACCCACUAUGAACUUCGACCAGGUCAAGGCGCAGCUGGACCUCCUGCGUCAUCUGAGCAACAACAGCAAUAACAACCAAGGCCCCCCUCACUCGUGAUCAAUACCGCAUAUACUGCUUUGAUUGGUUUCAUGUCUAUUUUUUUUUGGCUUGUUUUGGCUCCUUUGCUUCUAUCUAUCAGCUUUGAUGGUUCUGGGUACGGUUGCAUUCUAGGAGUAAAGCUUCGUUUUAGUCAUUCUAUUUCUUAUUUAUCUCAAUUUCUAUGUCGAGUUUGGAUCUGGAUUUGAAUUCGGGUAAUAAAAGUUUUUAUGCUUGUCUGCUUGCUUUAGACUGUUUGGUAAUUUUUUUUUCUAAUUGCUAUUGUUAGUUUCUGGUUGGAUUGGAUUGGAUUGGUUUGAAUUGUACAGUGUACAGACAGACGACAUACUACUAGGUUGAAUGGGGUGGAUAGGGUGGAUGGGAUGGAUGAGAUGGAUGGGAGGUCGAGAGAGG